This is a messenger RNA of Anguilla rostrata (American eel), 4154 nucleotides long. Its product is annotated as transmembrane protein 185A. The transcript is spliced from 7 exons. Lineage: Eukaryota; Metazoa; Chordata; Actinopteri; Anguilliformes; Anguillidae. The record is from RefSeq and is a predicted model, not a curated record. Bases 231 to 1286 code for a protein of 351 amino acids.
GUUUUAUUAGCCUGUUAUUCGUAAACGAAAGGGGCUACAAACCCAAAAUGACCAAAAGUCAUCAAUAGUCCGCGUCCAGUCACAGACGAUGUGCAUGGCCUGCUGUACACAAUCUCAUCAAAACGUGUUGUCUAGAUUCUGAAAGGGGCUGGCCGAGACAGAGGGAAAGGUGAGCGUUUCGAACGGGAUGGAUCCGACAUUUAAGAUGAUCUAAAAUAUAACAUUUUCCAAUGAUGAAUCUUAGAGGAUUAUUUCAAGAUUUCAAUCCAAGCAAGUUCCUCAUUUACGCAUGCCUGUUGCUGUUCUCUGUGCUGCUGUCUCUGCGGUUGGAUGGGGUGAUCCAGUGGAGUUAUUGGGCGGUAUUCACGCCCAUCUGGCUUUGGAAGCUGAUGGUCAUCAUUGGUGCAUCUGUUGGCACGGGAGUCUGGGCCCACAACCCUCAGUACAGGGCAGAGGGGGAGACGUGUGUGGAGUUCAAGGCCAUGCUGAUAGCUGUGGGGAUCCACCUUCUGCUGCUGAUAUUCGAGGUGCUGGUGUGCCACCGCAUCGAGAGGGGCUCCCACUUCUGGCUGCUGGUCUUCAUGCCCCUGUUCUUCGUCUCCCCCGUCUCCGUGGCUGCGUGCGUCUGGGGCUUUAGGCACGAUCGCUCUCUGGAGCUCGAAAUUCUGUGCUCUGUGAACAUCCUUCAGUUCAUUUUCAUCGCCCUUCGGCUGGAUAAGAUCAUUAACUGGCCCUGGCUGGUGGUGUGUGUGCCACUGUGGAUCCUCAUGUCCUUCCUCUGCCUGGUGGUUCUGUACUACAUCGUUUGGUCUGUGCUCUUCCUCCGCUCCAUGGAUGUCAUAGCUGAACAGCGACGCACCCACAUCACCAUGGCGAUCAGCUGGAUGACCAUCGUUGUGCCCUUGCUCACGUUUGAGAUCCUCCUGGUGCACAAGUUGGAUGGCCACAACAGCUUCAGCUAUGUCCCAGUGUUUGUGCCUCUGUGGCUGUCCCUUGUCACCUUAAUGGUAACAACCUUUGGCCAGAAAGGAGGCAACCACUGGUGGUUUGGCAUCCGCAAGGAUUUCUGCCAGUUCCUGCUUGAGCUGUUCCCCUUCCUGCGGGAGUACGGCAAUAUCUCAUACGACUUGCAUCACGAGGACCCUGAAGUGUCUGAAGAGCUGCCAGCUCCAGAACCGCCCAAGAUAGCCCCGAUGUUCCACAAGAAGACAGGGGUGGUGAUCACACAGAGCCCAGGGAAGUACUUUGUGCCCCCUCCCAAACUGUCUAUCGACAUGCCUGACUAGAGACCUGAGUGUGUCGCCAAAAACUGUGUUUCUCACAAGGGGGACAGGGAGAGCAUGAAACCUGUCCGUCUGACUUUACCUGUCUGGCAGAAGUUCAAGGAGAUGGGAGAUUGUCCAGGGGACAAGUCAAGUGCCAGUGUGAUGAAAACACAAAAUGGCCAAAUUAUCACCUAAGAUCCCCUUUGUUCACAUAUUUCUUUUUGAACAGGAGGAUGGCUGUUUUACCAGUAUUAUUAUUUUCACUUUCAGAAGACAUGCUGGCAACUUUUAGCUUGUUUAUCUUCCACCUGAUUUGUCAACACUGCGUUGUGGCUGUGUUUGGGUGGGUGGGGGGGGGGUGCCUGGUUUACUUCAUACAGCCAAAUUUGGCUAGUUGGAAAUAGGCAUGUUUUUCUCUGUUUGCACAUUCCUCCCGUACAUAUAUUGUGCAGCAAAGAAGGUCUGCAAGGGUAAUGCAAAGUCUGUUCCCAUUACUCACCAUUACUGCUUUAUGAAAAUUGAGCGGUAUGUAUGGCUGACAAGUUUCCCACCUAAGCAUGACUUGAGUUCUGCGACCAAAAUGAUUUGAGCUUACUUAACUGCACUUACAUCAGGAACUUCAAAUGGCAAAUAUGUGUGAUUCCACUGCUGCUGAGAAUUCCUGAGGCUGAGUCACUUACUAUGGCAUCACAAAAAUACCUGUGAGAAGUGAAUGCCAGGGAUGUAGCCAUAACAUAGUCAUUUCUUUUCCUUGAGUUUUCAUGUUUUGUCUUCAAGCUGCCUUCCACACAAACACAUGCAAGAACUGGCAGAAUGAGGAGCAACUGACAGUACUGGAAGGGAUCCAGGAAGAGAGAUAUUGGCUGGAAUGGAACAAAAAUACUAUUUUAGUUUUGAGCGGUUCUGAGCUACCAUGGUAUGGGCUAAGUGUGCUUAUAUUAGAGAACAUAGCUGUGCUGUUCCUGAAUGCUGGUCUUGAUACUGACGUUGUUGUGGGAGGCUGGGCACUUUUCAGAAAGUAUCUGCUGGAAAAUAUGAAACAUCCGCUUAGCUGAUGUUUGGUGGUGGAUGUUCGGUGGUGGCUGUUCGGAUUGGCUUCCUUGUAUUGAAGAAUCGGAACAGUUGCUUGACUUUAGUAAAAUCUGUGAUGUUGCUAUGGAUGGAUGACAGAGGGACGGAUCUUUGCAGAUUUACAAUAAUACUCUGACUGAGGAAAAUAGUCUCAAAGGACGCAUCACAUUGUGAAACAGUUGAUCUGCUACCAUAAAAGGUAGGCGCCAUCAUCUGUGAAAGUGGCAAUGUAUGCAGGUCCUUCCCUUUCCCCCUUUUCAUCCAGCUGAUGACUGAUAGUUACUGUUUAAUUGAUACAAUUCUAGAAUGUUCCUUUUCUAACACUUGCUUUCCCUAUGAACCCUAACUGGCAUCAUUCAACCAGUACUUUUACCGGUUUGGCAGUUCACUGUUUAAAUUCUGUUUAAAUUUCAGUUGUAUUUCAUGUCCCUGCUUGGCUGCAAUCCCAGAAUAACUGAAGUCUGGAAUGUGUUUUAAGGGCACCUAGCGCUGUGCUCCAAAAAGCACUCUGGGAUUUUGCUGCUGUUAUGUAAUAUUUUCACUUCAUUUUUAUCUUUUAAUUUUAAACAUUCUGGGGAAAUAAUCUAAGAAUUUGCUUGUUAACACCCAGAAAAGUGUUUUAACUGACUGAAAGUGGCACAUGCCCAGGUUAAUGAGUCUUGUGAGACAGAAUAGUGAUAUCGUAUGUAUUAUCACCCGUGCUUUCUCCCUGGGUUUUCCUUCCCAGAACACCCUUCAGGUGCUGUGGAACUUCCAUGUAGCAAUCCCUUUAUUUUAGUCUCUUUGGGAAGGCAGGGCAUGAACUACAUGUAGCAGUGCCCAAGACAGACCAGUAGGUGGCAAUAUCACCUUUUCAAGCUUUUGAGGACCAGCGAGAAUGACAGCCUACAAAUCUGUAUGACAUAAACUAUUGUACUGUGUCUGGAGCUGGAAGGCCAUUUAAAUAGUUCCGACAUAAAACCCACGGGCAGUGGCACUCAAGCGUCAAGCUGAGGAAAGUGCAACCGCUGUAUCUGUUCUGUUUUUUUUUUUCUCUUCUUCAACUGUUGAAAUAUUUAACAGUUUUGCUAUCUCCAUUCAGCCAAGAAAAAUCUUAAAGGGCUGUGUCAGAUUGUUUGCUUUGUCUUUUUAUCCAAAAUUCUCAAUGGAAGUUUUCUGAAAUAACGUCUUGGAAACUAAUCAUUUUGCUGUGUCUUAAAAAACGUGAAAGACUUAAGGACAACCUUUUCCCUAGAGGACAAUUCUUCAGCCUUACAUUUUAUAGUAACAGUCAAAGAUUCACUGUAACUGCCGCUACGUAAUAACUACUCACUGCUCUUCCCUGACCUUGUGAUUUACCAUGUAUCACUCUGUGUAAAGCACUCCUCCUUCCUUCUCAAAUACGCUUUCUAAUACCUUAUUUAGUAUUUAGUUCCCCCAGAUGUUGCUCCUAGGUCCAUUGGUUGUCAUGGUAAUCGAUGGCAUAAUUCGCCCUCUUUUUCUUUUUUUUUAACUAGAUUUAUGUCUUUGGGAUCUGGCAACCACAGUUGUUGUGCAUCCUGGAACCGAGUCUCUGUUUCUGUUGUGUAACAGUUUAGUGUGAUGUUCUCUUAAGUGCACAUCCGCUCUCAGCUGGCCUGAGAGGUACCUGACAAGUACUGAUGUUCUUUUUUUAUUAUUAUUUUGGUUGGACCAAUGUUAUUGUGCUAUUGACAAGUCUUUUGAAGUCUUGAAUGCAAUAUAUGUGUAUUAAUUUCAAAAUCCAGAUAAGGAAUGUAACUAUUACUGUAAUUGUUUGGUUAUAAACUUAUAACAAUAAAAUACACUGUUGAAAACGUA